This is a messenger RNA of Cinara cedri, 2364 nucleotides long. The record is from the annotation of a GenBank genome assembly. Lineage: Eukaryota; Metazoa; Arthropoda; Insecta; Hemiptera; Aphididae.
AUGGACGUGGUUAUGAUUUUUAAUAUUUUGGAGGACGAAGCAGAUGAAGAACUAUUGCCACUUGCGAAUCAUUUGCGUAAUGAAAAUGAUGAAAUGUUUAGUCAACGGAGCAGGGAGGAGGGUUGUUUCAGUACUUUAAUUCAAAUGCGCCUAAUUGACAAUGAAACUAGAUUCAGAGAACAUUCUAGAGUGUCAUUUGAAUUAUUUAAUUAUAUAAUUCGUGCUAUUAAAGAAGAUAUAUGUAGGCGUCCAAGUAAUCGGAUUAAGAAACCAAUAUCACCGGAAGAAAAACAUGUAAUAAAAUAUAAAUAACAUAUUGAAAAAUAUUUUAAUAAUAAUUAAAAAAUUUAAUAUUUUAACAAUAAGUACCUAUAUAAAAUAAUGCAAUCCCGCACUGCGUGUCACGCAAAAGUUGCCCUCGUAGCGACUACUGCGCGAUUGGAAGUGCGUGAAUCGACAAUCGCGCACGUGAAUUAUUAAUAAACACAAACACUAUUUUUUGUUGUUUCAACUUUCGCGUGAUCACGCAAUCACGGAUGCGCGAUUGUAGGAAACCAAGGCUUUAGACGGGAUUACGUCAGUCAAUCUUAUUUAUUGUAUAAUUCUAAUUUUAAAUAAUUCUGAAAUAUGACCGUAAGAUACAUAAAUACAUAUUAAUACAUGCAAUAUACAUUGACAAGUACUUAUAUAUUAUGUCCUUGUUAUGAUUUGCUAAUGUAUUAAUAUGUUUUAAAUUUUAUAACUUUGAAAUCUAAAUUUGUUAGAUUUAUAUUAUUAUGUUGUUUAAAUAAAGAUGAAUAUAAAAUAAAUAAAUAAAAAUGUAUUGGAUUGCCAUUUUAUUUAUUUACUUACAUACCCACCGAAACACUAGCCACUGAGACACUGUAACGCAACUACCAUUUUUCAAGGUGGGGAGGAGGUAAAAGACUUUAGGAGAUUAAAUAAACAAUUUUUUAUUACAAAGGUAAUAUACUAUGUGCGUACAUUAUUAUGUGAUAUUUAUUGAAUAGGUAUAUAAAUAAUUUUAUAUAUACUCCGAAUAAUAUCUGUAUGCGUAGUUACCUUUAUAUAUAUUAUGAGGUAUAAGGGGAAGUGGAUGGAUCAUUGUAUAAAUGCUUUGCUUAGGGCUUAAAAUAUGCUCGCCACACCACUGAUUGGAGUAGGUAUUCUUGAAAUUAAAUGUAUUUAUACCUAAUGACAAAUUUAGAAUAAAAUAUAUUCAUGGUUACGAAUAUAUUUUCUCAUAAAAUAAUUUUUUUCAAUCACAACAUAUUAAUAUUGAAUAUUGAUAACACCUACAAUAUUCAAAAACACGUAUUUCGGUAUAACUUAGUAUAGGUAGAUAUUUUAAGUAAACAUAAAUAAAUUGUGAAUGCGAAGAAAGGUAGGGUACUCAUUAAUACGUUUCAUAUAAAUUGCACACAAACUACAUUCAACCAAUGUAUAAUUUAUAGAAUAUUAUAUUUUUUAAUAACAAUAAAAUUAAAAAUCUACUAUUCCAUACUUAAUAAUAGAUUACCAUAACAUAAUAUACAAUUACUUAUAUUGUUUAUGUAUUUUGAUACCGUGCAAAUUAAGUUUGAUAAAAAAAAAAUGUUCAACAAUAAAAUCGGUGCUAUUCUAUAAAAAUGUUAAACUUCAGUUUCAUAUCCAUGUACUUAUCUAACUAUCGCUAAAUUAUUGUGAUAAAAUCACAAAAAACAUUUUUGUUACAUUGAUUACAAAAUUAUUGUAGUAUUCUGAAAGUUCUAUGAAAUUAUCUGCAUUUACAUAUUUUAAAUGUAUUAAAAUAAAUUCAUGAGAUUAAAUUGCAAUUGAUGCCACGGUAUAUGCCUAAAUAAUAAUACCUAUGUCUAAAAAUGUUGAAUAUGUACCCUUAUCGAACAUUUUGCAAUAUUAUAAUGAAAUUAUCAAGAUCAAUUUUCGGAACCACUGGCAACCACUGACGGUUUCAAAAAAAAAUGGUGACACUUAUUAAUCUGUGUUUAUAUCACGAUUUCAAAUAUAGUCGCCCAACGGACUAUGAAAUUGUGACUACAACUUAUAUUACUCGGAUGAUAAAACAGUACUGUAGCGCUUGUAGACCGCAGUGGAAUAUUUAUGUACUAUAUCAUAUCACUAACUAUCGCCAAUUUUAAAUCAUUGUUUAUUGAUUAUGAUUUACGACUAUAUUAAUGAUUAAAACUUCAGUUAAAACAUUAAAACAUUCAAUUAUCAAACAAUUUCAGUAAACAAUAUCACCACCAGAACAGUUUGCUCACUAAACUAGUAACCAGGUUACUCAAAAGUCAAAACUACAUCGCCAAAACACCAUUCCUGGAAGAUUUUGAACACUUCACUAGAAGUUGUUCGGUAGAAAAUUAA